CGCAUCGCCCCCUUCUACCCCGCAUCACUCGUCCUCGUCGCUCGGCCGGUCGGCUCCCGACUGCAUCGCGAUCAGUCGGUCACCUCCUCCUCUCCUCCGCCUCGCCGGAGAUCAGAAGAGGCGCCGCCGCCGCCGACUUUACGAUGGACGCCUCCUACCGCCGCGCCGGGGGCGGGGGCGGCUCCGCGCCCCGCUCCGUCGAGGACAUCUUCAAGGAUUUCCGCGCCCGCCGCUCCGCCAUCCUCCGCGCCCUCACCCACGACGUCGAUGAGUUCUACGCGCAGUGCGAUCCAGAGAAGGAGAACCUGUGCCUGUACGGGUACUCGAACGAGGCGUGGGAGGUGGCGCUGCCGGCGGAGGAGGUGCCCACGGAGCUGCCGGAGCCGGCGCUCGGGAUCAACUUCGCGCGCGACGGGAUGAACCGCCGCGACUGGCUCGCUCUCGUCGCCGUCCACUCUGACUCGUGGCUCGUCUCCGUCGCAUUCUACUACGCUGCGCGACUCAACCGCAACGACCGGAAGCGCUUGUUUGGCAUGAUGAAUGAUCUACCAACUGUUUUCGAAUUUGUCUCCGGUGGUGUGAAGCAAUUCAGGGAGAGGGACAGAUCCGGUACUGACAACAGUGGUAGAAACAAAUUGCCAGUGAAGCAAACAGCCGAACCACGUGCAGAAAAUAACACCAGGGAGACCGAUGAAGGCUACGACGAAGACGACGGUGACCACAGCGAAACCUUAUGUGGGACAUGUGGCGGAAUAUAUAGCGCGGACGAGUUCUGGAUCGGAUGCGAUGUGUGCGAGAAGUGGUAUCACGGCAAGUGCGUGAAGAUAACCCCCGCGAAGGCGGAUAGCAUAAAGCAGUACAAGUGCCCGAGCUGCAGCUCAAAGAGACCUAGGCAGUAGUAGCACCGUCCUCCAGCAACCUCGCAAGCAGCAGGAGCUCAGACUCCUUGUGCAAGGUCAAUACCAUGUUGCAAUGUUUACUGUAUCUUUCGGUUUAGCUUACAUAUGAAGAUGACAAUGGUAAUGUGAGGAAAGAUCACACAUAUCCAUAGGCUUCUGGUUUCUCCAUGCCCUCACAGAGUUGAGCAGUGAGGGAGCCUUCAUAAUGUUGCCAGGUGAAUUGAGCAGCCUAUGCGACAAUAAUCCGAGAUGUUAAUGUUAAUAUUUUAGUUGUGGCAUCA
Messenger RNA from Phragmites australis (common reed), 1180 nucleotides. RefSeq names its product PHD finger protein ALFIN-LIKE 1-like. Bases 144 to 899 code for a protein of 251 amino acids. The record is from RefSeq and is a predicted model, not a curated record. Gene Ontology annotation, biological process: regulation of DNA-templated transcription. NCBI's taxonomy places the organism in Eukaryota, Viridiplantae, Streptophyta, Magnoliopsida, Poales, Poaceae. Gene Ontology annotation, molecular function: transcription coregulator activity; histone binding; transcription cis-regulatory region binding. Gene Ontology annotation, cellular component: nucleus. The transcript is spliced from 5 exons.